Molecule: messenger RNA, 3377 nt
Organism: Drosophila melanogaster (fruit fly)
Lineage: Eukaryota; Metazoa; Arthropoda; Insecta; Diptera; Drosophilidae
Exons: 7
Coding region: 262-2049 (595 amino acids)
Cellular component (GO): membrane
Source: RefSeq, marked reviewed
AGUGUUGCGAACCGACCCACUUCCCAGCCCUGCCCGCCUGACGUAAUUUGGCAGAAACGACGUAUUUUUGUUUAUGUGAGUCCGCUCCCCGCCCCUCAUAAAGUGAGUGGCCAGCUGCUCGUCCAAUGACCACCUCUAGUUGCGGAAUUUAGUAUCUCCUUGUCGGAAUCCCACCCAGGCCCCGUAGGAAUCCAUCUGUUGCUGACCACUGAACACUGAGGCAUUUCAUCAAAAUUCCCCGUUUCUCCGGGCACACGCAAAAUGAAUCGGUCCGAACCGAUUCCCAUUCGACGGGACCGCUCUUUUGACAGUGUGAUCAACCGCCUGCUCCGUAUGAGGUCCCAGAAUCAUGAGAGCUUUCGCGCCGCCAUGUACAAUUUCCUGAUCGCCGCAGGAGUUGCGGCAUUCGUCGCUGUGUGCUUCAUUCUUGGGCCCUUCGUCCGUCCAUUGCUGUGGGCCUUCCUCAUGGGCGCCGUGCUCUUUCCAUUCAAGCGACGUUUGGCGGAGAGCGUAAACAGUUGGUUUCACCGCUUGGAGGUGCGCGACUCCAAUGUACUGGUUUCGAUCUGCCUAUCGCCGCUGGAAGCCACAGAGCAUUGCGGGCGGUUGCUGAUCGGGUGGCUCUGCGAACACUGGCAACUCCUCCUGGCCGGAUGCGGAGUGGCCGGGUGCAUUAAGCUGCUGGUUUUAUAUGCACCGAAGGGUUUUCUGCUGGCCAUCUGGCAUUGGAUCACCUUUUCCCAUGGCUUGUUCGUUCAAAUUAUUGGAUUCCUCAACGUAUACGUGCUCAUUUCCUUGAUCGUGGUCUACUUGAGCUGCGUCCACUUCUUUUGGAGGCCAGAGAAUAGUGCCCACUUCGUGGUCGCCGGACAAUCCAUGUGGAUAGCUGUAGCGGGCUAUCUGAGUAGCUUUCUUGGCGCCCUGCAGGUGCCGGUAUUUCUACUGGUUAUGACCUAUGUAACAGCAUCUACGGCAUAUCAUCUGCAAACCCUAGAUGAUUCGGGAUCUUAUCUUCACCGCCUGCAAAAGUUGUUCGACAAGAACGAUUUUGAGCGAUCGCUAAGCAACUUCAGCAUUUGUGGCAGACCAGGCAACGAGCCACUGAGUCCGGGGCUGCAGUCGGAUGUGGAGGAUGUAUCGUUAAGUGACACUGUCGACUCGACGGACACGUUUGAUGUCAAGCCAGAAACGGAGGUUCCCAGUCACCAGAGCGACACAUUCUUUAAGCUCCUUUUUUAUGCCUGCUUGGGCACAUUCCUCUAUCGCAACGUGUGGAUGUUUAUCCUAGCGGCAAUCCCAGUAAUUCUGCAUCUUAUUUACACCGUAGGAGAGUAUACGGGAAUUACUAAAUUUGUUUGCAACAAAAUUAGCGAAGUUUACGCAGCGCUGCGUUUCUGGGCAAUCGAACACCAUUCUGCCGUGCUGCCACUCUGUCUACCUGGUGUCCUGGAACUAAACUAUAAAAUCAACACUAUCGUGCGGGAUUCACUAAAGGCCUCCGUUGAAUCAGUCACCUCCAUCCUAAUGAUCAUCCUCAUGCUGCUUAUCAUCGUGUUUCUAAGCGUGUUCUUCUGCGUGAACAUUUACUCGGAGACGAUUGAGGUGGCUUACCUGGGCAAGGAUUUAAUUAACAAGACGAUCACAGAUCGGCCUGAGCUAAUUGACAUCUUGCCUGCCAACAUGCAAUCGUCCAUCGAGGAUGCUCUUGAUAACGCACACCAUUAUGGUCGCCGUAAGAUUGAAACCUACAUAGACGACUGGCUGGCAGACGCCGAUAAGGUGCACGCCACCAAGUUGAAGGAGCAGAUCCUCGAAGUGUGGGACCGGCUCAUCCAGUAUUGGAUCGAUUUCAAUAAGGCCGGUUCAUCGUACGGGCCGCGGGUACCAACGGAUGCCCUGAAAAGCACAUUUGGCGAAAUCGUCGACAAUCCAGGUAAGCAUAAGUUCCACUCCCUAUGGCUUCUUUCAAUUUUCUUUCCUCCCGUUUUAUUAAUACAUUUUUUGAGUUCUUUUUCGGGGUUUCCGCAUGGGUGUCCGGGCUUUCGUUAAGUACUUGCUCCCAUCAUCCAUCCCGUAACACUCGUUUGCGUCUAUGAAAUAACUCAUACUGUGUGCAUCUGCUAACCGAUGGCCGUUUAUUUAACCAAGGACAUUUUAAAGAGCUAGUUUUAGUGGCAAAACAGGGCAUUAUCGGCUGGGCGCAGAGCAAUACGCAGACGAUCCUCGAGGUUGCAGAGUCGUUGUGGCACAUCAUCCGGACCAACAUGUCCAUGAUAAUGGGCGUGACCGGGGAGAUUCUAUCCCUUGUGCUUUCGGGUGGACAAGCGUGCAUUGAGUUUAUUCUAGAUAUGAUUGUAUUCUUUACGGCUCUGUUCUACCUGCUCUCGAGCAGUCAGGAGAAGUACGCGCCCCUGCAGAUCACAAAAUACCUGGGCUAUUCCAGCUCGGGUAUCAAAAUCGCCGAUGCCCUGGAAAACUCCAUUACCGUAGUCCUAGUCUCAAUGUUUAGGUGCUCCACCUUUACGGGUCUGUUCACCUGGUUAGUCCAUACGGUUUUCGGGGCCCGGAUUGUGUUCCUGCCGUCCGCCUUGGCAGCUAUGUUGGCUGCUGCUCCUUUCCUAGGCAGUUACUGGUGUGCGGUGCCAGCCUUUCUAGAGCUUUGGCUGGCCCAGGACCGCUUCUAUGCAGGACUUAUAUUGUUCCUGCUUCAGUUUUUCGUGCCAUCAUCUUUUGAAACUGCUAUAUAUGCGGACCUCAAAGGUGGACAUCCCUACCUCAACGGCCUGGCCAUAGCAGGCGGAAUGUAUUGGAUCGGUUGGCAAGGAGCUAUUUUCGGACCCCUUAUGCUUUGCUUCUUCAUCGGCCUUUUUGAGGUGGCCACGCUGGCCAUGCGCAGUCAUCAAGAGCCCAGGAACAGUACGGACGAGGAGCGGACCACGUGAGUUGGCAUGGACCAGAAACUACGAAUUUCCUUUUAAUACUCGAACUGCGAACUAACAUAAGCUGUGUGGCCAAAUACCUGACAAUCAAAAUGAGAUUGGCCCGAAUAUCAUAACCUAGACAUAGGCUGGAGCUUCCUUUAACUAUUGUUGUUCGUUUCUCAGUUGCUAAUCUUACCGCUUUGCGAACAUUGAUUUUUAUGAUAUUAUUCAAUAUUCCGUCUAUGCAGCAAGCGCUCCUUAAUAUCUAUUCUAUCGAUCUUAGUGUUCUUACAUACAAAAUGUACCUCGAAUUAUUUGUAGUCGCGAAACAUUUCCAAAGCCUUCAAGUACCGAUAUCGUGCUCGCUACUAAUUGCUUAAUGUAAAAUUGUGAUGUGUUUAAACUUAGAUACAAAAUGUCUUGCAAAUAUAUUUCUGUACUAACUAACUACCGCUG